Molecule: messenger RNA, 1637 nt
Organism: Diorhabda carinulata
Lineage: Eukaryota; Metazoa; Arthropoda; Insecta; Coleoptera; Chrysomelidae
Gene: crim
Exons: 4
Coding region: 122-598 (158 amino acids)
Biological process (GO): positive regulation of voltage-gated potassium channel activity; regulation of synaptic transmission, cholinergic; sleep
Source: RefSeq, a predicted model, not a curated record
CAAUUACUGCACCCACUAGUGGCACAAAUGAUAACUACUAUAUAUAAACACACAUUUAUGAAAACUGAAUACAAAUAAUUUUAGUUUGUUUAUAUAUAACAGAAAUUCUAAAGUUCUAAAAAUGGUAAAACAUUUUCUGUUGGCAAUAAAGAUAAUUUUAGUAACAUUUAUUGCUAGAAGUUCUGCGUUAUGGUGUUACCAAUGUGUUUCUACCCAACCGGGUUGUGGAAACCCUUUUAAUUGGCUGUUUCAUUGGACAAAGGUUUGUCCUGAAGAUGAUGAUGUUUGUGUAAAAAUUCUUGAACAAAAAAAUGGUGAAACUAUUAUUACAAGAGACUGUUUAAGUUCUUUACAAGGACUUCGUACUGAUAUUCCAGCAGAUCAUUAUGAGGGUUGUCGCCCUGCUGCCGUGGAUGUAAAACUUGCAAAUUAUGUUAAUAAUUCAGUAAAAGAAUUGGAUAUUUACAGAAACUACUAUGACAAUACAACCUGGUGUUUCUGUUUCUUGGACCAUAGAUGUAACAGUGGCAUUUCAAUGGAAUAUUCAAUAACAUAUAUAGUGACAUGUACAAUAGUAAUAUUUCAUCAACUUUUAUGAGGUUGAUUGUUGUUAUUUGUUAUAGAAAUUAGUUAAUUUUUUUAAUCAUAACAAAAAAUGAAGAACUAUAAAUAUUGACAGUUUGUUACGAAUUACUGUAUUCAUUCCCACCUUGAACAAUUGUAGAAUUUUAUAUAUAUUGUUGGAUUCUAUACAUCCCAUUUUUACUUAUAUCUCUUUUUCAAAGUCAGCUUUAGCCCAUAUAUCAUACUGUAUCAAGUAAUUGUUUCACAUUUUUUUUAGUUUGUCAAAUUUGAAAACUGACCACAAUAAUUCAACUGAUAAUAUUUGAAUAUGGCGAUGAAAAUCAAACUGUACCUAACAGUUUUUUUGAUACUUCCAAUAAAUCUAAAUACUGAAUGUAAAUGUAACAGAUUCCAACAACUGAGAAAGUUUUAAUGAAUAAUUUUUUUAUUUUUUCUUAAUAUUCCAAUUAUUAAGUAAUUUUUAUUAAUGAAUAAAUAUUACUUUAUAAUUUGUUGAUCAAGAAUCUCUUAAAAAAUCUACUUUUUAAAUUGUUGUAUUUAAUAAUCCGUCCAUUUUAUAUUUUUAUACUAUAUUUAUAUAAAUAAAUCAUUAGAUUUAUUUAGAGAACUUAUACCUAAUUAUAAGAAUAAUAUUUGAAUAUAGCGAUGAAAAUCAAACUGUACCUCACUGGUUUUUUUAUACUUCCAACAAAUCUAAAUACUGAAUGUAAAUGUAACACCGAUAUAGAUUUCUAUGAAAUUCCAACAACUGAGAAAGUUUUAAUGAAUAAUUUUUUUAUUUUUUCCAAAUAUUCCAAUUAUUAAGUAAUUUUUAUUAAUGAAUAAAUAUUACUUUAUGAUUUGUUGAUCAAGAAUCUCUUAAAAGAAUAUGCUUUUUAAAUUGUUGUAUUUAAUAAUCCGUCCAUUUUAUAUUUUAAUACUAUUUUUAUAUAGAUAAAUCAUUAGAUUUAUUUAGAGAACUUGUACCUAAUUAUAAGAAUAAAUAACACCAUUUUUAUGUAAUAUCAGACUUUCAUAUUUUAUUUAAAUAAAAUAAAUUGUAUAUAUAUAAA